This is a messenger RNA of Ipomoea triloba (trilobed morning glory), 1045 nucleotides long. Its product is annotated as cold-regulated protein 27. Gene Ontology annotation, biological process: response to cold; regulation of circadian rhythm. The transcript is spliced from 5 exons. NCBI's taxonomy places the organism in Eukaryota, Viridiplantae, Streptophyta, Magnoliopsida, Solanales, Convolvulaceae. The record is from RefSeq and is a predicted model, not a curated record. The coding region runs from base 81 to 743 and encodes 220 amino acids.
UUAUUUGACAUUACUCUUUCAUCUCAAUCUGAAAAAUUCCAAUUCAGGUCGUUCGCUGUCUGCUCUGAUAAUUUCUGAAGAUGGAAAGUUUAGUUGAUUCGGAAGGGAAGCCUGGAGGAGGAAGAAGCGAGCAUGGAGAGCUGAGAAAUAUUGACGAACAGGAAGCUAGUUCGACUUUUGAGGAUUCGCACACGACGGAAUCGAAGAAGACUGAAUGGACAAACGAGAAACACAGUUUGUAUCUCAGCUCUAUGGAAACGUCGUUUGUUAACCAGCUAUAUGAUUCCUUGGACUCAUUUGGUUGGAACUCUGGGGAAUCAAAUCCUAAAAGCUCUAGGCAAAAGCAUUCCGCUUCUGGCCAGUUUAAAGUCUUUCGAGAUGGCAGUUGGACUAGAAUUGAUGUGAAGAGAGAUGAACCUCGGUUGAAUCGGAAAGAGGAAUCUGGUCUCUUCUUGGCAAGCCCUUGGAUCAAGCGCUAUAGACCACACAGACAUCAUAAUGGAACAUCUCAAAACCAAUCUCAGCUUCCUUUGCACCAAGAUUCAAUUGACAGCAUUGCAGAGGUUACAGAUCAAAACUUUGUUGAUGAAGAUCUUGAAGCCAAACCAUCUCAGAAAAGGCAAGGCAUGAAGAGGGUUAAAACCUCUUUAGUUUCUGAAUCAAGCAAUGAUCAAGUAGUACCCUUUGGAGACAAUGCUGAGGUUCAUGGUUGCACGCCGCAAGUCAUUGGGAAUCAUCAGUGAAGAAUUACGGCGUAUAAUUGACUUUGGAUUCAUCAUUCUAACCCAAGAUGAGAAGCCAAGAACACCUUUAAUUCCUCCCCUACAUGGGUAGUGUAAUGGCAGGGAAAGGACAGGGGAGAAGAGGCUAAGGGUGUGGUGUGUGGGGUGGGUAAGGUGUAAGCUUGAGCUAUUUGUAGUAUGCUAUUAUUAUAACUAUGAUUUUGAAGGUGCCCCUAAGCUGCUGUAGGCAUGCUUUUGGAUCCACAAAUCACGAUCUUGUGAAUCUUUAACGUAUUUGGAAAAUGGUAUCUUGAUUGUUUUUA